Messenger RNA from Epinephelus fuscoguttatus (brown-marbled grouper), 1531 nucleotides. It is a transcript of the gene hsd17b1, whose product is annotated as hydroxysteroid (17-beta) dehydrogenase 1. Gene Ontology annotation, cellular component: cytoplasm. Gene Ontology annotation, biological process: estrogen biosynthetic process. Lineage: Eukaryota; Metazoa; Chordata; Actinopteri; Perciformes; Serranidae. The coding region runs from base 74 to 946 and encodes 290 amino acids. The transcript has 6 exons. The record is from RefSeq and is a predicted model, not a curated record. Gene Ontology annotation, molecular function: estradiol 17-beta-dehydrogenase [NAD(P)+] activity.
UCUCACAUGUCUCCAUCUCAUCCUCUAUGCUGGCUGCACUCUGUUGAAGCAGACAGUUGAUGAGCCAGGCUCCAUGGACAAGAAGGUGGUGCUGAUCACAGGCUGUUCCUCGGGAAUCGGUCUCAGCCUGGCUGUCCAGCUGGCCUCUGACCCCGACAAAAAAUUUAAAGUGUAUGCCACAAUGAGAAAUCUAGCCAAGAAAGAGCGUCUUUUGGAAUGUGUGAAAAGCCUGCACAAGGACACCUUGGACAUACUCCAGUUGGACGUAACCAGCUGGCAGUCCAUCCUGGAUGCGAGAGACAGGGUUGCUGAGAAACGAGUGGACAUUCUAGUGUGUAAUGCUGGUGUGGGUUUGAUGGGGCCGCUGGAGGUGCAGUCCUUGGACUCGAUGAGGCAGAUUCUGGAGGUCAACCUUUUGGGUACCAUCCAGACCAUCCAGGCUUUCCUGCCAGAGAUGAAGGCUCAGGGCCAGGGCCACAUUCUGGUCACUGGGAGCACUGGAGGACUUCACGGUCUCCCCUUUAAUGAGAUGUAUUGUGCCAGUAAAUUUGCCAUAGAGGGAGCAUGUGAGAGUUUAGCUAUCCUCCUGCAACACUUCAAUAUCCACGUGAGUCUCAUUGAGUGUGGUCCAGUCAACACCGAUUUCCUGGUCAACCUGCAGAAGGUAGAGCUAGGGGAUACUUCUCUCCAACAGGUCGAGGCCCUAACGCUCAGCCUCUAUGAAAAAUACCUGAAGCACUGUGGCUCCGUUUUCCAAAAUGCAGCACAGGACACUGAGGACAUUGUAAAGGUUUUCCUUGAUGCCAUCCAGUCACCCAGCCCUGCAUUUAGGUACUUCACCAGCGGUGUCGUGCCACCUCUCACCAAACUGAAGAUGACAGAGCCAGAUGGCUCGCGGUACAUCAGUGCUUUGGGCAAAAUCAUGUUCUCAGCUGAGGAACAAUAAUUUUGCCUUUUUAUCUAAGCGGUGGUGAUUUCGGGAAUAAAGGUGACUCACUGUGACUCAGCUGUGUUACUCAACUGGAAAGGGCAGUAAGUUCAUAGUUUUGGAAGUUCAAAGGAGGGAGUGACUCCAUGCUUCUAUUUUUGUGUGUUAUCAAAAGUUAUAUCACUACUUAUAACAACAUAAAGAUAUAAGAAUAAAAGUUAAACCAUUUCCUGGUUAGUGGCGAAAUACUUCACAAGGAUAAUGGUUUUAGUGAGCUAUCUGGGUUGUGUGACAGUGUUCUUACCACACUUGUUGGCAUAUUUUCAAAGGGACUGGCAUGCUUCUGGACAGGUUCUUACCACUGUGUUAAAUGUAAAACACUCCAAGAAUGUUGUUGUUUAAUCUUGAUCGGCUGCUUCAUGCAAGCGGGAACAAACUUAUCGCUUCAAAACAUGAAAUGAAAAAUAAAUAACUAAAAUAAGUACUUUCACUGAAGGAAAUCAUGCAAGAUUUUUUACAUGGCUUAAUGAUAUGGUAUGCUGUAUUUCUUUUGUAGUGUUUGCUGAAGUGCUUGUGUUUAAAUGUCCCCUGAGGGGUGAAUGA